Nasonia vitripennis (jewel wasp) is the source of this 3155-nucleotide messenger RNA. RefSeq lists its product as uncharacterized. The coding region runs from base 1695 to 2930 and encodes 411 amino acids. NCBI's taxonomy places the organism in Eukaryota, Metazoa, Arthropoda, Insecta, Hymenoptera, Pteromalidae. The transcript is spliced from 5 exons. The record is from RefSeq and is a predicted model, not a curated record.
UUCAUCUCUCGCGUGUAUGCGCGAGUACGUUUUCACGGAGCGAGAGAUAAAAAAAACUUCUUCGCUGCAGUGGGAAACGAGAGGAAAAGAGGUCGACCGCGUGCGCGCGACCUGGAGCAGAGAUUUUCCGCGGUCGAUAACAGGGCCGAGGUCGUCGACUGCACAUCUCGAGGGUGUGUGAGAGAGAGAGAGAGAGAGAGAGAGAGAGAGAGAGAAAAGUCGAAGUGAUUUUCCGAGCUCGGCUACAAUCGGAGCAAGUGGAGUCGGUGGAUUUGGAGCAGCCAAAUAAGGGAGCAUAGUCGCAUACAUGUAGUGCAGACAAAGGGAAGAAGACGCCACGACGCGUGCAGCACCAGACGUACCGGAAGACGUGGAACGGUUGGCGCGCGCGGUCUAGAACGUGUGCGCGUAUACUCACUCGGAUUGAUUAAUUUCAAUAACGCGACGACAACGAUGUUCGCGAGAAGGGAGGAGGGAUGACUGACGUACCUGGAGCUCGAGGCAUCGCCGGCUGCUGAUUCGGAAAAGUGCCAUCGUGUCUGCUGCUACUGCUGCUGCUGCUGUUAAGCUACUUCGUCGUGUACAACACGCGCGAGUUCCUCCUUUCGAUGCCCGUGAGUACCUGCCGCGCGCUCGCUCUUUAUAUCCCUUUCGAAGCACGCACACGGCCUGGUGUGGGAGAGUGAGUGAGAGAGAGAGAGAGAGAAAGAGAGAGAGAAUGGGAGGAGAAGAAGAAGAAAGAAGACCGACCCGAACACACGGAGCUCUAGCGCCCGACUCUGGGCUCGGGGGCAGCGCGCGAUUAUCCCCCGGUGCAUGCGCCGUGAAAACUCCUUCCGAGCGUGAUACGUGGCGCUAGCUGGCGGACUGCUCGCGCUGCGGCUCUAUUCGCGGUUAUUGUCUGUUGGUUCGCCGACUGCGGCGUGCCGUUGGCGGGAAGAUUUAAACCUCGAGCGCUGAUGCGUAGUGCGUGGUGAUGUAUAGAUUGUUUCUCGCCGGCUCUCUGAUGCAGAGGCUGAGUAGGUUAGAGGUGCGCGAUGAUCUUGAUGCUGGAUGUUCUGCGAUCGUACUGAAAAUCGAGAAAAGAGUUAAGUGCGGCGUUUUUGUAUAGUUUUAUUUAGUAAAAAAAAAUAUAAAUUCUACGACCUAAAGUAGUUGCAUAAUUAAUUAUCGUCUUUGAGCUCAAGUACCACCAAUCAUUAUUCAUACUCUUUACCUAUGUAAAUAUUCUAUCAAAUUAUACUUUAACCAUGCGCGAUUCUGCGUAUCAGUUUUCGUGAAAACUAUAUCUCGUGCGUGCUCAGAAGCAUAUAGAAACUUCCACUCAGCGUCGAACGCCGACACUUGACAAUCGAUCCCAGUUCUCUAUUCCCACCCCCGAGAAAAAUCGCGACAUCGCUACAACAAUAGAAGGUACAUUAUCUCUCUCGUACAAUCGGCAUGUAUACGUCAUUGUGCGCGCAAUCGCGAAGAGGUUGCUAGGCUACAGCGCAGCCCCCAAACACACGAGACCGCGUAUGAUAUAUACAUAUAUAUAUAUAUAUACUAAGUACAGCGGUACGGCGACAGACAGGUAGAAUUGUCGUCGCCAGACACGAUGCAAAUAACAACCGCAAAGAGAGCAGAGCAAGAAUCCAGGUUAUAAAACUACGCGGCGCAAUCGAUUGGCGCGAGUCCUCGAGGAAGUAGAAAAAAUGCCGCUGCUCGAGACGGACUACUGCAUCGAGCAGAUCAACGUGCCGCCGAAACUGCCGAUGAUACUCAAGCAGUUCUGCAAAUCGGCCAUCAGGACACAGCCGUACGAUCUGCUCAAGUGGUCCAGCGCCUACUUUCACGCGUUGGCUAACGGCGAAGAGCCACCGACGAAGCUCAGGCUUGAGUAUCCGCCGGCUUGUACCGCUUACGGAUUGACACUUGGGUUCCUUAAGGUUCUGCUGAGGCAACUUGGUGCCGAUUACAACAAAGUUCUUCCACUGCAAUCGAUACUGGAACGAUGGGACUACCUGUGCCUGGAUCGUCGGGACUCGGACCUGAUCAUCCUUAUCGGCAAGUUCCGCAACAAAUGCCAAAUCAAAAAGUUCCUCUCGAUCGCCGUGGGCCUCCUCACGCGAAGCCUCACCGAGACCAUGAUCACGAUCUGCGAGUUGUUCACUCAUGAGCCCGAUGGAGGAUCGGCGAUGAUUCCCGUUGGAUUGUUUAUGGAGAUUUACGGGUACCUAGCGAGUCUAAGGUGCGACGGAGCUGAAAGAGGCAGUUUCGAAGACUUGUGUCUCUGCUCCGAGACGACUCCCUCGUCUGAAGCUCAAGCACCUGCCAGUGUUGGUGCUCCGGAAGCCAUGGCUGGUCCGGUUUCCCUAGCCAGUCAGGAUACUGAAGCUGAUAUCGACCUUGAACUCGAGUCUCUUACUAGGGACGAUGUGCAGUCCGCUGCGAGCGAGCCCGUCAUAAUGUCGAUGCAAAGUUUUGGAGAAGAGACAGAGUCAAGUUUCCGACACGAGGGUCAAGCGAGCUUCCGAUCGAUCGAUCCUACGGAGUCCUCGAGAAGCAAAGGCUCAGGGGAUUCGGGAACGAGAAAAGAGGAAGUACCGGUCACUGAGAGCAUAACGAAGAAGGAGACUCAAGCAAUUGAGUCAUCCUCGAUCAAAUCGAAAAAGUCAAGUGAGGGAACAGUCGCCUCCGAAAAUAUCCAGAAAUCCAGUGAUAAAAGCAGCGAGUCGGCUAGAAACUAUCCCGAUGUUCCAGGCAUAGGACGUCGACUUCUGGCAGAAGAGGUAGCUACAGUGGCUAUCUGGAUGAGCGAGUGCGCAAGGAGGCAGGGCGGAAUGGUCGGUCCGAGAAACAUCCGGCAUAUCAAUUGUCCACCGCUCGAGGGUAGCAAUUGCUGCGCGAAUAAGUCUCGAUCGAGCGAUGACCUGCUGGUCGAUAAAUAAACCACGCAAUACGUCGUUGGUACACUUUUACAGAAAAAGGUUUAAUAAAAAUCUUGGAAUUGUACAUGUAACAAUCUUGGUGCGAAAGAAAACGUUGUUCCACAGUUGUCAUGCUAAAUAGUUAUUCUUAUAUCACGUAGUUUUCGCGAAAAUUAGAUUGUGAUAUUGUAAAGCUAUAUCUUGUUCUCUGUUCGAUCAGUUCAAUAAAGACAAUCUCUUCCUUCA